UCUCCUCACUCAGCAGCUCCGGGAGAGAAGAAUGGGAAAGAGGGGAAUGAGCCUGUGUAUGCAGACGAGACGGCGUGUGAAAACAUGAGGACAACUGGCUGCUUCUAAACUACAUUUACAACUUACAAUUCCACUUAUUUUAUCAGGACUUUUCCUCUUUUUUAACCUGAAGGAAGAGGUGUUUGCUGCCUUUGGAGAACCCAGGAAAGGCGAGGACCCUCUUUGUGGAUCCCAAUUGACUGAUUAUCGUCACAGAGGUGUAGAGGGAGGAUGAAGUGACCCCCCUUGGCUGGCUUUGCAGGAAGUAGCAGAUACCUUGGAUAAAAGCCUGGUUACAGAGUUGAGUGGUGGUUUUAUCUGACCUUUUCGCCUGAGGAGGAAGAGGGGAAGUCGCUUCAGAGAUGGAGCAGGUUUCAGACGAUGAGCUGGACCAUGGGGCCGAGGAGGACAGCGAUAAGGAGGACCAGGACCUGGAUAAGAUGUUUGGAGCCUGGCUGGGCGAGCUGGACAAACUCACACAGAGUCUGGAUGAUGGCAGGCCGCAGAAAGCUCUGCAGAAGCCCCCACUCAGGCAGGAGACCAACAUGGCCAACUUCUCCUACCGCUUCUCCAUGUACAACAUCAACGAGGCGUUGAGUCAGGGCGACACGGUGGACCUGGACGCCCUCAUGGCCGACCUGUGCUCCAUCGAACAGGAGCUGAACACCAUCUCCAAACCAAACUCACGCGGUCAGAACAAAAGCCAGCGGGGCCCAGGGGGGCGCAGUGCCAGCACCAAGCACACAGGCACCAGUGGAGGGGGAAGCAGUGGAGGAAGUGCAAGCAGCAGCACCCGUGCGUCACCGGCCAACACGGUCCGAGGUGGCAGCGUCAACACUCGACCCGCCGCCUCCAACAUCUCCCUGGAUGACAUCACCUCCCAGCUGGAGAAGGCGUCCCUCAGCAUGGACGAAGCUGCACGCCAAACUUCCUCCUCCUCUUCCUCCUCCUCUUCCUUCUCCUCCACCACAAUGAGGAGACCCUCGUCGGGUUCGUCGGGAGGCGGUCAGCAUCGGAGGACGGGCUCGGUGGGCGCCGUCAGCGAGCAGGAGGCUCCGUCCCAGCGCAGCAGCGUGAACUCAGCGUGUGCCUCAGCGUCCAGCAUGGACUCGCUGGACAUCGAUAAAGCGAUGCCGGCCGGAGAGGGGGAGAGUCAGAGCGGCCCGGGCACGCAGGGACAGAACCAGACGAGCACAGAGCAUGUCACACUGCGGCGGGCCAACAGUAAGACGGCCAGGCGGCAGCUUGACUUCACCUCACGAGAGGGUGAAGUGGAUCGGGCCACUCACUCGUAUCUGGACCGAGAAACCUCGCUCAUUCUGAAAAGCAUAGCUGGAAAGCCUUCUCACCUCCUGACCAAGGAGGAGCAAGCUGCCAAACUGAAAGCGGAGAAGAUCCGAGUCGCUUUGGAAAAAAUCAAGGAGGCCCAGGUCAAAAAGCUGGUGAUCCGGGUCCACAUGUCAGACGAGAGCUCCAAGACGAUGAUGGUGGACGAGCGUCAGACAGUCAGGCAGGUGCUGGACAGCCUGCUGGAUAAAUCCCACUGUGGAUACAGCCCUGACUGGUCUCUGGUGGAAACCAUCAACGAGCUGCAGAUGGAGCGUAUUUUCGAGGAUCAUGAGAACUUGGUGGAGAACCUCAUAAACUGGACCCGAGACAGCCACAACAAGCUGAUGUUCAUCGAACGCAUCGAGAAAUACGCCCUCUUCAAGAACCCUCAGAACUAUUUGCUAGGGCGGAAAGAGACGUCUGAGAUGGCUGACAGGAAUAAAGAGGCAUUGUUAGAGGAGUGUUUCUGCGGUGGCACAGUCUCAGUGCCGGAGAUUGAAGGCAUCCUGUGGCUGAAAGAGGACGGCAAGAAGUCGUGGAAGAAGCGUUACUUCCUUCUCAGAGCUUCAGGGAUCUACUACGUCCCUAAAGGCAAAGCCAAGGCCUCUAGGGAUCUGGUGUGUUUCCUGCAGUUGGACCAUGUUAACGUGUACUAUGGUCAGGACUACCGCAGCAAAUACAAGGCUCCUACUGACUACUGCUUAGCCCUCAAGCAUCCACAGAUCCAGAAGAAGUCUCAGUACAUCAAGUAUCUUUGCUGUGACGAUGUCAGGACGCUGCACCAGUGGGUGAAUGGGAUUCGCAUCGCAAAGUAUGGGAAGCAGCUGUACAUGAACUACCAGGAGGCCAUGAAGAGGACAGAAGCAGCCUACGAUUGGUCCUCCCUGUCCACCUCCAGUAUCCGAUCAGGCUCCAGCUCUGCCAGCAUACCUGAGUCUCAGUCCAAUCAUUCCGGACACUCAGACAGCGGCGUGGACACUGGAUCGUCUCAUGGUCGCUCCCAGAGUGUGGUCAGCUCCAUUUUCUCUGAGGCCUGGAAAAGAGGGACCCAGAUUGAGGAGAACACUAAGCACAUGAGGAUGGAGGCGUCCAGGGCAAGCUCACACAGUCACCGCCAUCACAGCCAGCAUUCAGUCGAUCAUCCCGCUGUGACGCCCCCUCCCCAGCCUCAGCCUCCACCUCAGCCCCAACACCAUCACCCACCGCCACCUCAACAACCACCCAUACAGCACCAGACCCCGCCCCCUCAGCCUCAGUCACCUCAGCAGAUCCCGCAGCCACCUCCACCACAGAUCCUGCAGCCUCCUCCCCCACAGACACUUCAACGUCCGCCACAAGCUCCACAAUCUCCCCAACAAAACUUUAACAGCUACAACCACAUUCCCCCAGAACCCCAGCAACAAGAAAUGGCUCCACCUCCUCCUCCUCCUCCCCCGCCACCUCCCCCUCCUCCCCCACCACCGGUUCAGAUGGUCUCCCACCACUCACCAGCUCCAACCAUGUACAAAUUCAGCACCAUCAACCGCCUGCAGAAUCAGAAAUCCUCCAACAACGCCAACCACAAGCUGCCCAGUCACAUCCAUGCUCUAGGUCAACAAGUUCUGCCCCCAUCCCCGACUCCACCCCCUGCGCAAGCACCCGUCAAACCCAAUGUCAACCACAUUGCCGCAAGGACUAAUGUCCCACCUCCGCCUCCACCGCCUCCUCCACCACCACCAUCCAUGCCGACUCCAGGAUCAGCAAUGGCUGUCUUAAAACUGGGUCCUCCAAGCCCUGCUGCCCCGCCCUCCUUCAUUCCUCCACCCCCAGCACCUCCACCUGCCUCCCAAAUGAAUGGAGUAGCAUUUCCUCCCCCUCCUCCACCUCCUCCUCCACCUCCUGAGGUCAUGGCUCCCAUGAGCCACCCAGUUUACCACAACGGGCUGAAGCAGGCACUAAAGGAGCGUUUUCCCAGCCCACCACGGGAGCUCCUCUCUCCAAACGGAGGCAUUGAGGAAUCUCCGCCUCCUGCACCAGCUCCACCUCCACCACCUCCUCCACCACCACCUCCGCCACCACCUCCUCCUCCUCCCCAGCAGUUCCCAGUGCCAGCCCAGUUCCCACCUCCUCCUCCUGCACCUCCAAAGACCUUCAACCCAGGCUUCAUCCCGCAUUCUGCACCCAAACCUAUCUCUCCUGUCACCCCGUUCCCUCCUGCUCCACCUCCCACUGUCCUAGGUGGCCCAUGCCCACCCCCGCCUCCACCACCUCCUCCAGCAGCUCCUCUAAAGAAGCAGUUCAGCCUGCAGGCAGGGCAUACCUCCAAUAAUCCACCUCCGACUCUACCGAAGCAGCACAGUUUGUCCAAGCCAUCUUCCAUUUCAACAGGAGCCCCACCAACGAUGUCUUUAGUAAAGCAACUCGCAAGUCAGUUUCCAGGAGCACCAUCUCAAUCGGCCAGUCACACAGAAAGCCCCAAAGCCCCUUUAUCCCCGCCUGCAGUCAAGACCAAACCUAGAUGGCAGCCUGGUGGAGGCCAGCAGCUUCAGUCUCCAGAGUUCCCUCCCCCUCCUCUGGACAACAAUGCUGGCUUCCCUGCCCCACCUCCUCCUCCUCCACCACCACCACCACCCCCAGUCACUGGCCCAACUCCUCCACCUCCUCCCCUCCCUCCUGGAAAUCUGGGCUCCCCUAUGAGGAGGUCACCUUCUGGAUCCUCUGGUUUUGGAGGCAAGAAACCUCCGCCUACCCCACAGAGGAACUCCAGCAUCAAGGAUAACGCUUCAACUUCCUACGAGGAGAAUCGAAGGAACUUAUUGAGCAAAUUCGCCCCCAAAAGCAGCACCACAUCCUCUGCCUCCUACUCUUCUGGUUCCCCGUCUAAAGACCCCUCAAAUGGACCCCCAGCUCCACCCAAACCAGGCAAACUAAACCUUUCCAACCUUCCCCCAGCACUCCAGGCCAAAGUCAGCCAAGUAAAGCAAAUCAGUGGCGACUUCCCUUCUCCGCCACCAGAGUGCGCCUACUUCCCACCUCCACCUCCUGCUUCAGAGCUUUUCCCGCCUCCUCCCCCUCCUGGUUCUGAUGCACAUAGUGGUGGACCACCAAGGGUUGCAGUCGUCAACCCCCAGCCCCAAGCUCCCCCUCCUCCGCCACCUGUAUCCCUUGUAAGCAACUCAACAUGGGGGAAGAGCUCACUGAAAAAGACUGCUCCGCCAACAUUAGUGCGGCGUAGCAACACCACACCAGAUCCCCCUCCACUUUCACCCCCACCCACAUCCCCAAAGGGCGGCUCGGGCCAGCCUAACUUCCUGGAGGAUCUCAACCGGACACUGAAACGGAAAUCAGUGGGUCGCCAAGGUUCCCAAAACUCAGCCAGUAUCACGGGCAAGUUGGAACCUGCAGGAACUAUGGACGACAUGGCGCUGCCUCCCCCGCCGCCAGAGCUGCUCCUGGACCAAGGGAAGCAAAGCAAUGGAGGGAACGGCGGCUACAUGUCGGGAAACAUCUCAGGCUAUGCAACGCUAAGACGAGGACCCCCACCUGCACCGCCCAAACGGGGGGACGGCACGAAACUUACCGGAGAGUGUUGAGUUUGGAGACAGAUAAAGACAAUUGAAGAAUAUAUGGGAGUGAAUAUUCAUAAAAUGACUGUGUAUAUACUUCAACCUGAACUGGACCGUGAUCAGUUAGUUUUUGCUUUAUAGUGCAUUCUUUUGAAAGCUUGAUGUGCUUGAUCAGUGGGAUUUAGCAUCAUGAGAAAAUUAAGAUUAACACAGGAGAGUUUGAGUAAAGAAGUCCUAAUUUUCUCUGUAUGGUAAUCCCCUUCCAUCUGGUGCACCAAGCAGAUGUAACUAAACACUAAUAACAAAAAUAUUACUGGAUCCAGGUCUGAGCCGAACCAUGUAUCCGCUUCUCUGCCAUAAAUUUGUGCCACGUACUGGAUUGAAUACACAGCCGAGGAGCUUUCUGCUUCGGUACUGCAUGUAAGGACAGGCUGUUGAACCAUGAAGCUGUUCUGAUGUGUGUGCAUGAGAGAGAAAGACACCAGGACUGAAAUACAUGCAUUGAGUGCAUGCAUGGUGAAGUUAGGAGGUCAUAAAGCGCAGAUUGGUUAGGUUUGCUUUUAUAUGAAAUUAUUUAAUGAUUGAUAAAUGGAAGGAUUUUUUUAUGAGUUUGUAUUUUUAAAAAGCUGGUCAACAAAGUCAAGAGAGGAUCAAAAGAUUCAGGCACAAUGGAAUGUAUAUGGGAAGGCACAUUUAGAAGCAUUAAUGACUACAGACAUGAAGGCAGUGUAAAAGUAGAACUAGAGCCUGACUGAUACCUUAGUAGGCCGAAAUCAGACGUUACAGACGUGCUAAAACAACACAUAACAUGCUUGGGUGAUAUGAGUGGUGUUGUUUGUCCAGCAGAGGGCUCCAAAGGUUACAGUACUCACAGCACUGACGCUCAGUAAAAGUCGAUUUAUUGUGUAAGUCUUGAUAAAACUGGACUCUUUUGUAAUUCUACAUCAAAUUUCUGGAAGUUGGUGCUGUGCUUGUUUCAGACUGGGUGUGUUUUACCUCAAUUAAUUUCCCUGAGAGUGUCUUUAUUCACUGUAUAACUGAGCCGGGGAAAUUCAGAGUAAAAGCUCUCAAAUGAGGGGAGUUUCUCCACAGAGAUGACAUACUGGGCUUUAACUUUGAAUAGAACCAUCUGUAUCUUCCCUGCAACAUAUCCUACUGAUGAAAACAAGAUAAAUACAGCUCUUUAUUGAUCAUGUU
Messenger RNA from Cheilinus undulatus (humphead wrasse), 6110 nucleotides. It is a transcript of the gene raph1b, whose product is annotated as Ras association (RalGDS/AF-6) and pleckstrin homology domains 1b. The record is from RefSeq and is a predicted model, not a curated record. Gene Ontology annotation, biological process: signal transduction. The transcript has 19 exons. Lineage: Eukaryota; Metazoa; Chordata; Actinopteri; Labriformes; Labridae. Gene Ontology annotation, cellular component: cytosol; plasma membrane. Bases 402 to 4940 code for a protein of 1512 amino acids.